This is a messenger RNA of Armigeres subalbatus, 1285 nucleotides long. RefSeq lists its product as uncharacterized. The record is from RefSeq and is a predicted model, not a curated record. Bases 112 to 990 code for a protein of 292 amino acids. The transcript has 4 exons. NCBI's taxonomy places the organism in Eukaryota, Metazoa, Arthropoda, Insecta, Diptera, Culicidae.
UGAUGGUUGUUCAGUAGCUUAAAUGUUCCCCGUCAUUUCGGUCGAUUCAAAAAUUCAUUUGGUCGAUGCACAUCAGUGAGAAAACGUGACGAACGAACGUUGGUUGUGAUAAUGAGGAGAAUAAGGAGUGUAUUGGCGGUUGCGAUUGUUCUUGUCGCUGCUUCCAAAGUCAGUGGUGAAGAUGCGCCAAAUGGAAAGGAUUCGUAUUUGAUAGCGCUACAGAACUCGCACCAGAUAAACCAUCAGAAUCAACCUAUGGGAUUGGUGCGAAUACCACGCGAAGACUACAGCAGUGCUCCAUCUUCCUCAUACGACUACAGUUUGACGCCAUCCAGUGGAUAUGGAGCACCACCAAACAGCUAUGGUCCUCCCCCAAAGGCAGUGUAUGGUCCACCAAAGCCGGUGUACGGUCCCCCUCAGCCAGUCUACGGACCACCACCUCCACAACCGAUGACCCAUGGAACCCCACACAUGAGUCCCGAAAGCUGGCUUUUCAGCAAGCUCAAAAUGAAACUAAACUGGUUCACUUUGGCCAAAAUUUUGCUGAAAAUUGUGAUAUUCAAAAAGAUUGUCAAGUUCCUCGCCCUGCUGUGCUUACUGUUCUUCAUUCCAACGCUGAAACCGGCCGAAAGCGACAGUGACCACAGUGACGAUGAAAGCCGUCGCCGAGGGUACGAUUUGGAAUAUGACUACGACACCAGGCUCAAUCAGGUGACGACGUUUGCUUUGAAGGCCUUGGAAGCUUUCACCGUCGACAACGAGCUAUAUUGUCCUCAGGAGAAUUUCCUCGGCUGCCGCGCGAAACGAAUGUUCGAUGUGAUCGACGAAGAGUAUCCACUGAAAACGAUCAUGCGAAUGUACGUUCCGCAGUCCAGCCGAAACGUAUUACGAUUGCAUUCCAGUGACGACGACUACGGCCAUAUUGCGGACAAUGGAAUCGAACACGCUGAAGACGAAGAUAGCAACCAGAGUGUCGAACGUGAUGACUAGACGGAAGCGGAGCCUCCUGCGAUCGAUCGUUUCGAAGGGGGAAAAUAUGUGCUGUCAUUACAUACUUCGAUCGUGCGGAUGCAUCCGACUCGAUUAUGAACUGCGAUAAGUAUGUGAAUAAAAAUGCGUGAAUUGAAUUUUCAAUCCAACCGACUGUGUGCCGCUUUCUCGCCCCACACUCUGGGGGUACGAGAAUUUGUAGGUUUUAUAGUGUGAAUAUUUGUGCUGCGCAAUUAUUCAUUUAAUUUAUUGAUUUAUUUAUUUUGGUUAUAAUAAAGUUAAUGAACAUAUGGAA